Molecule: messenger RNA, 856 nt
Organism: Paramecium pentaurelia
Lineage: Eukaryota; Ciliophora; Oligohymenophorea; Peniculida; Parameciidae
Source: the annotation of a GenBank genome assembly
AUGUAUGAAGAUUAUGAUUUUUCUAAAGAUGAAAAGUGGAAUUUCUAUAUUAAAUCAGCUGAUAAUUCUAUGUAGCAUAAUUAAGAAUAUUUAGAUCCAAGGAAAGAAUGGAAUAUUUAAAAUAGAUUUGGUAUAAGGAAAAUGUGAAUAAAAAACAUUAAAUUGAUAAUAAUAAAAUAUCAAAUGUUAAAGAGGAAUCUAAAUUGCCAUAUUACACUUAUAGCACUGAGAAUAUAUUUAAAAUGUCAUUUAUGCUUUUACUAUUUAUGUAGGGUGUAGCUUAGAUAUUUGGAUAUUUAUUUAACUUUUUAGCCUUAUAAAGACAAAUAAGAAAUACAUAAGUAUAAUAGAAAAAAUAAUAUGUAAAACUUUUGAUAAAUAAUGAAUUCUUUCAUAAUUUAGUGUUUUUAUUUCUAUUCCAUUUUUUUGAGAGAAUGCACAAUAUUUUAAUAUAUAGUCCAAUUCUCAUGCACUCCUGGGUUGGAAUAUCAGAAUUCCUAUUUCUUCAUCAUAAAUCAAUAUAUGAAAGUAGCAAAUUUGUGUGAUAAUUAGUAUAGGAAUGUAAAGGUAUAUUGAUAAAACUAAGUAAAAUAAGGAACUUAUUAUGAUACAAAAAUAGAAAAUGGAAAUUAUGUUAUUUCCUGUCCUUUUAUUUGCAAGACUCUUCUUUGACAUAGGUAAUUGGAUAAUAGUAAUUUUAUAUCUUGUUUUUCUAAAAUUGAAAUACCAUAAAAAUAAUAGAUCUAAAGUAGCUUGGAUUUAAAUUGAUUAUUUUAUUGAAUCUAAUUUACCAAUCUUUAUUGUGUCUUCCUAUAGAGAACUCAGAUAAAUUGCUGUAAAUUUCUUUGUGGAGUGA